GGUGGUGGAGGUGGAGGCUGGAGCAGAGCAAGCGGCGGCCGCGGCGGGGCGGCUCGGCGGCGCGGCGCGCGGCCCAGAAGCGUUGGAAUUCUGACUUGAGAGGGCUGCGUCUGAAGACAGCAGGAGUGGCGGGGCCGCCGCCGUCGCCGCAGAGAUGAGCCGGGAAGCCUGAGGCCGGAGACGCCCGCCCUCGGGCCCCGUCCACCCGGCUUCCCCGCUCCCGGCUGCUGGAAGAUGAAAGAGACUAUACAAGGGACUGGGUCUUGGGGGCCUGAGCCUCCUGGACCUGGCAUAGCCCCGGCUUACUCAAGUCCCAGGCGGGAGCGGCUUCGUUGGCCCCCACCCCCCAAACCGAGACUUAAAUCAGGUGGAGGGUUUGGGCCAGAUCCUGGGUCAGGGACCACAGUGCCAGCCAGACGCCUUCCUGUCCCUCGGCCCUCCUUCGAUGCCUCAGCUAGUGAAGAAGAGGAGGAGGAAGAGGAGGAGGAGGAUGAAGAUGAGGAAGAGGAAGUGGCAGCUUGGAGGCUGCCCCCCAGAUGGGGUCAGCUGGGAGCCUCCCAGCGGCCUCGCCCUCCCCGCCCUGCUCAUCGGAAAACCUGCUCACAGCGCCGCCGCAGAGCCAUGAGAGCCUUCCAGAUGUUGCUCUACUCAAAAAGCACCUCGUUGACAUUCCACUGGAAGCUUUGGGGGCGCCACCGGGGCCGGCGGCGGAGCCUCGCACACCCCAAGAACCAUCUGUCACCCCAGGAAGGGGGUGCGACACCGCAGGUGCCAUCCCCCUGCUGUCGUUUUGACUCCCCUCGGGGGCCGCCUCCACCCCGGCUCGGUCUGCUAGGUGCUCUCAUGGCUGAGGAUGGGGUGAGAGCGUCUCCACCAAUGUCCUCUGGGCCCCCGGGGGAGGAAGACGGAUUAAGGUGGACUCCAAAGUCUCCCCUGGACCCUGACUCCGGCCUCCUCUCCUGUACUCUUCCCAAUGGCUUUGGGGGACCACCCGGGUCGGAAGGGGAGCGAGGUCUGGCACCCCCCGACGCCAGCAUCCUUAUCAGCAACGUGUGCAGCAUCGGGGACCAUGUGGCCCAGGAGCUUUUUCAGGGUUCCGACCUGGGCCCUGCAGAAGGGACGGAACGGCCUGGGGAAAAGGCCGGCCAGCACAGCCCGCUGCGAGAGGAGCAUGUGACCUGCGUGCAGAGCAUCUUGGAUGAAUUCCUUCAGACGUACGGCAGCCUCAUCCCGCUCAGCACAGACGAGGUGGUGGAGAAGCUGGAGGACAUCUUCCAGCAGGAGUUCCACACGCCGUCCAGGAAGGGCCUGGUGCUGCAGCUGAUCCAGUCAUACCAGCGGAUGCCGGGCAACGCCAUGGUGAGGGGCUUCCGAGUGGCCUACAAGCGGCACGUGCUGACGAUGGACGACCUGGGGACGCUGUACGGUCAGAACUGGCUCAACGACCAGGUGAUGAACAUGUACGGAGACCUGGUCAUGGACACAGUCCCUGAAAAGGUGCACUUCUUCAACAGUUUCUUCUACGAUAAACUCCGCACCAAGGGUUACGACGGGGUGAAAAGGUGGACCAAAAACGUGGACAUCUUCAACAAGGAGCUGCUGCUGAUCCCCAUCCACCUGGAGGUGCACUGGUCCCUCAUCUCCGUGGAUGUGAGGCGACGCACCAUCACCUACUUUGACUCGCAGCGCACCCUGAACCGCCGCUGCCCUAAGCAUAUUGCCAAGUAUCUACAGGCAGAGGCCGUGAAGAAAGAUCGGCUGGAUUUCCACCAGGGCUGGAAAGGUUACUUCAAAAUGAAUGUGGCCAGGCAGAAUAAUGACAGUGACUGCGGUGCCUUUGUGUUACAGUACUGCAAGCACCUGGCCUUAGCCCAGCCCUUCAGCUUCACCCAGCAGGACAUGCCCAAACUUCGUCGGCAGAUCUACAAGGAGCUGUGUCACUGCAAACUCACUGUGUGAGCCUCGGACCCCAGGCCGCCAGCCCAUUCGUGAACGGGCGUGGGGCCAUGGGGGAACCCUUCCUUCCCAAGAAACUCCCAUUCCUUCCCUCUCUUGCCUCUCCACACUCAGUUCCCUUUGGUUUUUCAUAUUUAAAUGUUUUAAUUGAUUUCUGUAUUUUUUUGUUUUCUUUUGAGAGAAUACCUGUUGAUUUUUGGUGUUCAGGGGGGGCAUGGAAAAGCCUCUUUUUCCCUCUGCAGUGGGGGCGCGUGGGCUUGCGGCCUGGGUGGGGCAGUCACCCCCCCCCUUCUGUGUGCAGGGGCAGGAAAAUCUGUACUGGGGGUGGUGGGCGGGCAAAGGGAUUCCUGCCUGCCAGAUCUUUAAACUUUUUUUUAUAUAUAUAUAUAAAUGCCACGGUCCUGCUCUGGUCAAUAAAGGAUCCUUUGGAGAUACA
This is a messenger RNA of Suricata suricatta (meerkat), 2392 nucleotides long. It is a transcript of the gene SENP3, whose product is annotated as SUMO specific peptidase 3. The record is from RefSeq and is a predicted model, not a curated record. The transcript has 11 exons. Gene Ontology annotation, cellular component: nucleus. Gene Ontology annotation, molecular function: deSUMOylase activity. Bases 235 to 1959 code for a protein of 574 amino acids. NCBI's taxonomy places the organism in Eukaryota, Metazoa, Chordata, Mammalia, Carnivora, Herpestidae. Gene Ontology annotation, biological process: protein desumoylation.